CGGCUCCACUGCCGAGCAACCGCGGGAAAAUUCCAAAAAAGUCUGAACAAAACAAAAAGCCUGUACGACGAGGCAAACCCAAAUUUUCAAGCCACAGAACGCGGGCGGUGGCGUCCUUUCCGCCACUGCUCAAACUGCUGAAGCAGCUCUGGCGCGGACCACCCGGCAUCAGAUGACUGAUAUUUUGGAGGUACGUGUUAUUUCUUCCUUGAUUGCGUUAUGUAGAGGAUCACCUCUCUAUUUUCAUAUUUGGUGGUAGUGACGGGAUCCAAAGUGAACUUCCUGUGGCAUUUGGGGACAACCAGAAACAGAGACGUGGCGCCACGAACCCCUUUUUGAGUUCACUGUCUUUCUUGCUUUUUCGAAGGCCGUGGGACCUAAGAGAAAUGCAAAUGUUUCCCAUCGGGAUAGAAAAAUAAAAAGAAUGAAAGGGGGGAGGUAUUUGGAAACUGGGCUUAUGAAAAAUUUUAAAUGUCUUCUCCACAAGUAUUAGUUUGAUGCGUGCUUGCUGUUUCCCUCAGUGCUCCGCAGGCCACUGGGAAGGUACAUCACCUUUUCCCUUUUUCUGAGAUGGCUCAAAACUCAGCAGGCCUUUCUUCUGAUUAUCAGUUUUGGAUGCAGAAGCUUUCUGUAUGGGACCAGGCCUCCACUUUGGAAACCCAACAAGACACCUGUCUUCACCUCCCUCAGUUCCAGGAGUUCCUGAGGCAGAUGUAUGAAGCCUUGAAAGAGAUGGAUUCAAAUACAGUUACUGAAAGAUUCCCUACAAUUGGUCAACUGUUGGCAAAAACUUGCUGGAAUCCUUUUAUCUUAGCAUAUGAUGAAAGCCAAAAAAUUCUAAUAUGGUGUUUAUGUUGUCUGAUUAACAAGGAACCACGGAAUUCUGGAGACUCGAAACUUAACUCCUGGACACGGGGGUUGUUAUCUCAUAUACUUUCGGCAUUCAGAUUUGAUAUGAAAGAAGUUGGUCUUUUUACUCAAGGUCUUGGGUAUGCACCUGCAGAUUACUAUCCUGGUUUGCUUAAAAAUAUGGUUUUAUCGUUAGUGUCUGAACUCAGAGAGAAUCACCUUAACGGAUUUAACACUCAAAGGCGAAUGGCUCCUGAACGAGUAAGGUCCCUGUCACGAGUUUGUGUCCCACUUGUUACUCUGCCAGAUUUUGAACCACUGGUGUUGGCUCUGCUCACCUGCCAUGGACAUGAACCUCAGGAGGUGCUGUGGCCUGAGUUCUUCGGUGCUGUGAAUGAGGCCUUUUUGCUGAAGAAGAUUUCUCUCCCCACGUCAGCAAUAGUCUGCCUCUGGCUUCGGCACCUUCCCAGCCUUGAAAAAGCAAUGCUGCAUCUUUUUGAAAAGCUGAUCUCCAGUGAGAGAAAUUUUCUGAGAAGGAUCGAAUGCUUUAUGAAAGAUUCAUUGCUGCCUGAAGCAGCCUGCCACCCUGCCAUAUUCAGAAUUGUGGAUGAAAUGUUCAGGUACGCACUCCUGGAAACCGACGGAGCCCCAGAAGUACUGGCCACCAUUCAGGUGUUUACAUGGUGCUUCUUAGAAGCUCUGGGAAAAGAGAAGAAACAGCUAAAGUUUGCACUCAAGACCUACUUUCCUUAUGCUUCUCCAUCUCUUGUCAUGGUGCUACUCCAACACCCAAAAGAUAUCCCACAGGGACUGUGGCACCAGUCACUGAAACAUAUUUCAGAAAAGCUCAGAGAGAUAGUUGAAGACCAGACUGACGGGUCCUACGGAGGCCCCUUUGAGUGCUGGUUUUUGUUCAUCCACUUUGGAGGAUGGGCUGAUAUUGCGGCUGAGCAGUUACUGAUGUCAGAAGCUGAACCCCCUGAGGCCGUGCUGUGGCUCUUGGCCUUCAGCUACAGACCACGUGAUGGGAGUCAGCAGAGAGCACAGACCAUGGUGGAGGUGAAGGCCGUGCACGGCCGCCUCAUGAAGCUGCUCAGAAGUCCGGCCCUCUCAGCUAGGGAUCUGCAGGCUGCAGCUGGGGAGAGCCAAGCCGCAGCCCCCAGACCAUCUGCGUGUGGACAGCUGAUCAGGCAUCUCCUCCUGAACUUCCUGCUCUGGGCUCCUGGAGGCCACGCAAUUGCCCGGGAAGUCAUCACCCUUAUGGCGCACACGGAUGAGAUAACCCACGAGAUCGCUAGCUUUCUUGACCAGACCUUGUACAGAUGGGAUCGUCUCUGCAUGGAAGCCCCUGCAUCGAGAAAACUGGCCAGAGAGCUCCUUGCAGAGCUGCGGGGUCAAGUCUAGCACAGGCCUGUUGAAGAUGUCGCUGCCACGCAGGGGCCCAGGCUCGUCGGGGCCACGCAACAAAAUGAUGAGACCGCUUCUUAUGGCUCCAAGUUUGUAUGUAGGAGGAGUACCCUCUCUGAGCCAUGAGAACGAGCCAAAAACAUCUUGGCAAGUUCCAGUGGUACAUAUCUUCCCUCCAGUGGUACAAAGCUUCCCUCCACUCGCAAAUUAUAGAAGCUUCAGGCUGCCCAAAACCUAACAAGUGCUUUAGGCCCAGACCCAGAUUUCGCACUAAUGGCUGGAUUAUGCCUCCCGCAUUCCCUGUACCUGCCCAGCCCAGGACGUCCAUUAGAGAUUCACUGAAGAAAGGCUGGAUGAAGAACAGAGGCUCAUUUCCUUUUUUUCCCAUAUCAACCAAGAUGCACAACAUUAUUUGAAUGUUUCAGAGUCUUUGGACUGAGAGUUUGGUCAUGAGCUACUGAUCAGUUUAGAAAGUAACUUAGCCCUUUUCCAUAGACCUCUUUUUUUUUUUAGAACUCAGGUAAUUGUUAUUGUAUUUCUUUUAAUCCAUAGGGAUUUAAGAUAAAGCCACACUCUCUUGCUUCCCUAAGAAAUUCUUCAUUCAGGAGGGUCAGGAUCCCUCAAGCUUCCCUUGGCACCCCCUGAGCAGGUCAAGGAGAAGCAGAGCCCACCAAGCCCAGUGGCAAGGAGUGGUGAGGGGCCGCCGGGCACCGUGGGUGCCUGUGCCGGCCCUGCUGUGGAGAGCACCACUGCUGAGCAGUGAAAUCAAGCCAGCCUGCUGCUAGCUUGUUUUGCUUUCUGCCUGCUGAACACUGACUGCUACCGAAAGAGUUCAUAUUACCUCAAAGAUGGCUGGGGGCCGGGGUACAGGAUGUGUUCCAGAAACGUCAGAUUAUGCAACAGUUGUCUUGUGAAAGGAAAUGGGAAUUGGAAAUUUAUAAUAAAGAAUUGGUAGCCCCAGGGUUAAUGUUUCUUUCACGUCAGUUGAAGAUACUUUUUCCUUUCUGGUUUAUUCUUCACUUGCAUUGAUUUUAUGCUCUUUGGUGUAUAUUCUGUUUGUCAAGGGAGUCAAGACUUUAUGUCCACUUUGAUUUAUGUAUUAGUAAUCUCCGAAUCGCCUUCAGUCCCAGCUGCUGUUUGAGGUAUGAGUCAAGUUUUGUUGUAUUAGAGGUUGCACUUUCAGGAGAAUUAUUUGUUUUGGUUAUGGAUCAGCAAAAUUCCAAGUACUUUUGACCUGAGCCUUCCUUUUGAGAAAUGUUACACUAUGAAAUGUGUACUGUUAAAGUACUUUUAUCACAACUGCCAUCAUUCUUACUUUCCUAUGCUUCACUUGGAGUUGAGGACCUCUCUCCUAUGUUGAUUUUUGCUGUGGAAGCUGUGGUCAACCUCUGCGGAGAUGAAGAAGGGGCUCAGUUUGGUGGUGGUGAGUAAUGCUUAAAGUGAGCGCCUGCCUGGAAUCAGACCUCCCCGGGGGGUUGUGCUUCCCUGUGGACUUCCAUUCACGCUGUAUUUCCCAGCCAACAGUAAAAACAAGACGGUUAUCCACCUCACACUGUGUAAGCUACGUUUCUGGAAGAUUCCUUCCUGUCCUGACCUUGCCUCAGCCUGUUUGUAGUAUCUCCCCAUUUCUUUACAAAGCCUCUGCGUUCUCCUGAGCCGUGGACUGGGAUCAGAGAACAGAGCCCAAAAUGAGAGGGAGAAAAGGCUUUCCUGACCACCUGUUAAUACAAAGGUUAUGUUUUUCACUGGGACUUGGAGAUGUCAAUGGAAUUUGUUAGCUUUUUAAAAUUUGUAAUUUGUCUUAUAUUUUUUCCUUCUAAAUAAAAAGUCACACUGCA
Diceros bicornis minor is the source of this 4094-nucleotide messenger RNA. RefSeq names its product FA complementation group C (gene FANCC). Gene Ontology annotation, cellular component: Fanconi anaemia nuclear complex. Gene Ontology annotation, biological process: interstrand cross-link repair; cellular response to oxidative stress; nucleotide-excision repair. The transcript is spliced from 18 exons. The coding region runs from base 571 to 2253 and encodes 560 amino acids. Lineage: Eukaryota; Metazoa; Chordata; Mammalia; Perissodactyla; Rhinocerotidae. The record is from RefSeq and is a predicted model, not a curated record.